UCCUCUAACUUUAGAUUCAUCAAAAUUUACUACUUGCAAAAUAUUUGGACCAACUCUCCCUUCCAACCUGCAAGUUAUCCAUCCUUCUUCCUCUUUGCUUUCGCCGCUAAGUUGACCUAUCUUUAGGGUUCUUCUUCAUAUUCAAACAAUACCCACUACAAAUCUCUUCUCUUUUUUUGCAACCUGUACACUUGAGGACGUUUCCAAUCCAGACUAGUGAGUUACGUCUUUCCACUACUUCUUUUGCUUUAUUGACUUGUUAGACACUUGAAAGGCUUCUUGGGUUUUCCUUCCAUUUGAUUUUGUAACUCGAGUUGCUUCAUUUUGUCUGUCAUCUAUAUUGUUAUCUGCUUCCACUGGAUUUGGAUUCACUAAGACUGCAACUUUAGGGUUCUUAUAUCUAUAUAUAUUUUUUGACGAUGACAUCUUCUCAUGGCAAUACACAAUCAGAACCCGCGAAAUCUGAACAGAUAAUCACUGAAUUCUUCGCGAAAAGUCUUCAAAUAAUACUCGAAUCCAGGUGCCCUUUUGUCUCAUCGCGUAAUUUCAGUGGUGAACAAAUGAUUUCCUCUCCCGCAUCAUCUUCCUCAUCAUCAUCAAGUGUUAGACCAAGAGACAGAUGGUUCAAUUUAGCUUUGAAGGAUUGUCCUGCAGCUCUUGAGAACAUAGAUUUCUGGCGUCAAACUAAUUUCGACCCGAUGGUUGUUGAUAUCAUUUUGGUACGAAGAGGAGAAAAUGAUUGGGACCCUUCCAGUUGUGAUCGAAGUGAGAAGAUAAUAGAAAGAUGGGUUGUGCAGUAUGAGAGUCGUAGUAAAGGAGGAUCUGCUGAUUGUUCUUCAUCAUCAUCAUCAUCCAAGAGACCAUCAAGUAGCACUAGCUUACAUUCCUUGUAUAAGAAAUCAAUAUUGCUUUUGAGAUCGUUGUAUUCGACAGUGAGGCUCUUACCUGCUUACAAGCUCUUCCGCGAAUUGAAUUCCACCGGCCAAAUCCUCACAUUCAACCUUGCUCAUCGAGUCUCCAUCUUUGUUGAGCCAUUCACCCAUAAACAGGAAUCAGAAAUGCAACAAUUUUUGUUCACACCAGUAGAGACCUUUUCUGGUAGGCUUAGUCUUUCAGUAUUUUAUCAUUCCUCCGUUUCAGAAACGAAUUCUGAGCCGACAACACCCAUUUCCCCUCAGUUUAUACAACAUUAUAUAGGAAGUCCAAUGGCUGAUCCACUUAAGAGAUUCCCAUCACUUCCUGGUCCAAGUUCAUUUGAAAGACGUCACAGCUGGAGUUAUGACCUCUAUGGUGCAUCUCCACCUUCAUCCAUACCAUCACCUUCUCCAACACACUCUGAUUCUCGAGCUCUUAUUCCGAAACCUACUUCCCAUUUUCUUCCUCCAUCAAAUUUGCCACCUCAACGUCUGAAGAGCAAUGCAAUUUACGAUGAGUAUUUGCCUUCUCCAGUUUUUUCGCCGUCUCCUUCUCCUUCACCUCCUCCAUACUUGUUUGGUAAUGUUUCCCUUCUACGGUCUGAAAGUGCUCCACUUAGCAUACCAUCGUCUCGGCUUGGCAUCGUGAGGACUGGUGCUUCUUCCAGGUCAGACCGAACUGCAUUGGCUCUGAGCGGCUCUACUGUUGUUGACAAGCAAUACCCAUAUGGGAAUUCUGAAUCAGGAAGAUAUUCAGUAGUGAAGUUUUCGUCCAACAGCUCACCGCAGAAAUCACUUUCAGGAUGUUCUAGUAGGAUGUCGUUCCAAGAUUAUUUUGAUGACUCUGUCGAGUUUUCUGGUCCAUUUGUCGUCGAUGAAGAUUUGAUUGACCCUAACAGCAGACCGGGAUCUUUUGAUCAGAAAGGGAAUCUAUGUGGGGCGGUUGAGCCAGGAGGAGGCAGGAAGAACCAAGAUGCUGCAGUUGGUGCUCUUGUAUGUAUGCUGAAGAAAGCACCACCACUUCGUCAGGACCUCUCUCAUUCUCAGAACUUCUCAUCUGAGCCCGUAAAUUCAAAUUCUCAUUAUUCCAGAGCAGCAGCAGCACAUAAUCCAAUGGGCAAGGCGGUGGCGUCAUCAGAAGCGGCUUCUGGGCAUGGGUUUGGAAGGACGACAGCUGAUGCAUUAGAAGAGCUGCGUAGCUAUAGGGAGAUGAAAGAUCUUUUGGUUAGCCAAGGUACUACUACAAAGACACGCCCAUAGUAUGUAUAUAUAUAGUAUUGCCCGGUCUCGAGAGAUUGAUUUGCCUUAUAAUGGGACUUGUGAAUAUAUAACAGCAUUUUGGUUGUUUUGAGCUCCAUAGAAAUCGUUUUGAUUUUUCUUUGUGGUGGCGGUUGCUCUUUUAUUCAAUGGUGGGUAUUGUUAAGCAAGUGAAUUUAUGUACAUAUAUGUGUAUGUAUGUAUAGUAUUCCUGUGAUGAUAUCCUAACUAAAUGUAUAGUGUAUUUGUAUGUGAAUUAGGCAUAUAUGCUUUG
Impatiens glandulifera is the source of this 2445-nucleotide messenger RNA. Its product is annotated as autophagy-related protein 13b. The record is from RefSeq and is a predicted model, not a curated record. The coding region runs from base 420 to 2174 and encodes 584 amino acids. Gene Ontology annotation, cellular component: phagophore assembly site; cytosol; Atg1/ULK1 kinase complex. The transcript has 3 exons. Lineage: Eukaryota; Viridiplantae; Streptophyta; Magnoliopsida; Ericales; Balsaminaceae. Gene Ontology annotation, biological process: mitophagy; autophagosome assembly; protein localization to phagophore assembly site.